Messenger RNA from Ictalurus furcatus (blue catfish), 2511 nucleotides. It is a transcript of the gene pamr1a, whose product is annotated as peptidase domain containing associated with muscle regeneration 1a. Bases 1 to 2511 code for a protein of 836 amino acids. Gene Ontology annotation, molecular function: serine-type endopeptidase activity. Lineage: Eukaryota; Metazoa; Chordata; Actinopteri; Siluriformes; Ictaluridae. Gene Ontology annotation, biological process: proteolysis. The transcript has 11 exons. The record is from RefSeq and is a predicted model, not a curated record.
AUGGCUUCUUAUGAAGGGUUCACAGAUGUGUUUUCGACCACUCCCCCAAGAGCAAGGAAGUGGGUGAACUCCUCCUCACACUCCGCCAAGGUCCAGAAUACAUUUUAUACCCACUAUUUAUUCCGUGUGUGCUUUUCAGUGUCCAGAGCCCAGGAGGAUAAGUGUCCUGGCCCUCACUGGAACGCCAUGUGUCGCUCCUGCUGUGAGUAUGAGCUGAUCCGCUGUACGUGUCCAUCUCAGAGGACACGGGUGGGCUAUGCUGUGCCCUGCUGCCGUAACGACAUCCAUCAGUGUGACCCCUGCAUCAUCCACCAGGGCUGCAGUGUGUUUGAUAAUUGUAAGAGAUGUAAUAAUGGCACGUGGCAGGCAAAGGAUGAUUUCUACAUCAGUGGAAUGUACUGCACGGAGUGUCGUCAGGGAUGGUCUGGAGGGGACUGUCUCACUUGUGGAGAAGUAAUACGGAGGCCUCAAGGUCAUGUGACCUUGGAGAGUUAUCCAAUCAAUGCCAAAUGUGACUGGACGCUGCAUGUCGGCAGAGGGUUGGCCAUGGAAUUCAGGUUUACCCGGCUUAAUCUGGAGUUUGAUUACAGGUGUCGCUAUGACUUUGUAGAGCUCAGAGAUGGUGACAGCAUUCACUCACCUCUGAUUGGCCGAUACUGUGGAGACAAAAUCCCGCCACCAAUCAGGAGCUCAGGAAACUCGCUACAUAUCCAUUUUGUGUCAGAUGGCUAUAAUAAUUAUGAUGGUUUCUCAGCUACGUUUCAGGAACUCUCAGUGUGCAGCCUCAAUCCAUGUAUGAAUGGUGGUAUUUGUUCAUUGGAUACAGUUAAAACUUUCCGCUGUGCUUGCCAAGCAGGUUUCACAGGCCUACAGUGUGAGAACAAAUCUGGCUGUGUAACCCCUCAGAAGCCUGCUCAUGGAGACCACUUCCUGCUGUAUGAGAAUGGAGCCAUCGCCACUGGAGUUCAGUACCUGUGCUAUAAACCUUACAAGCUCAGAGGAGUCCCACGGAGGACGUGCCUGUCCAACGGCACCUGGAGAGGGACUGCUCCCACAUGCAUCAAAGAUGCCAUUAGGAAACAAUGUCCCCUGUUAUCACAAUUACAUCAUGGAUACUCCUUAAAAGUUAUUGGCUCAGAUGGUACAGUCAGGAGCAUGGAAUUUUUCUGCAAUAAUUCUUAUGUUCUCAGUGGAAACUCCAAAAGAACAUGCCAGCUCGAUGGCACUUGGAGUGGCAGGCAGCCACAGUGUAUUAAAGGUAUCUGUCUUUUUGAAAUAUUACAAUACUAUGAGUCAUUCAAUAUUACCAAACAAGAACAAUCAUUUUCCAAUGGCUGUGUUGCAGCUUGUCGGGAACCAAAGAUUUCAAAGCUAGUGCGUCAGAAUGUCUCGAAACCCCAACUUUCUUCAAGAAAGAGUCCAGUACACAGGCUGUACUCCUCUCUCCAGCCUCAUGAAGGAGAAAGCAGCAGCAAUAUAGAGACAGCGCAGGGUGAAUUACCCACUGGUUUCCACCACCUCUACACAAGCAUUGAGUAUGAGUGCAUCUCUCCUCUGUACCAGUAUUCUGGAAGUGCACGCCGUACAUGUCUAAAAACUGGGAAGUGGAGUGGACGCCAUGUUACCUGUUUACCAGUCUGUGGUAAGCUCUCAUCCAAACCCCAGAGCUUGGCACAAACCCACUGGCCGUGGCAUGCAGCCAUAUACCACCAUCUCCCUGACCACACCAGUCCCAUUAUAGAGAAGACCAACAGACGAGGGGACAUGUUUUCUGAAGAUGACUAUGACUACUGGCAGGAGAAGAGCAUAGAGGAGACAUGGCAUCUGGUGUGCAGUGGUGCUUUGGUGAGCCAGCAUGCUGUCCUGGUGCCAGCACACUGUGUAACUGAGCCUGGAAAGUCACUCCCUUACAACAUGGCUGAUCUAAAAGUAGUGCUGGGAAAGAACAAGAGGCUUCAGCACGUGAUGGUCUCAGAGAUCCUGGUUCAUCCCAGCUAUGAUUCUGCUGGAUUUGACUCAGACCUAGCUAUACUGAAGCUGGUGGAGAAGGCAAGGAUCAGUGAGUUUGUUUCCCCUGUGUGCUUGCCACGUCUUCAGGGAGGGGAGCUAACUGUGAACCAGGCCUACAUCACUGGCUGGUCUGUAGCAAGAAAGCAUGAAACACAUUCUCAAAUGGCUCAGACUGGAAUGAUUGAACUAACCGAUGUGUUGCAGUGUGAAAGACAGCAUGCUAAACAAGGGCUUCCCAGUAGCAUUACUGAUAAUAUGUUGUGUGGGAGGCAACAUCCUAUCAGUUCCAGUACAGUCUGUCCUGCAAGAUCAGGGGGAAUCAUACUUGUACCUACUGUGCCACAGGACAGGAGAGCAGAGGAAAGUGUCUCUGAGUCUAUCUGGGAAUUGCUGGGAUUGGUGAGCUUUGGCUACAAUCUUCAAAACUGUAAUCCACGCUUGUACACUGUAUACACACGAGUGGUCAACUUUAAGAACUGGAUUGAGAAUAACAUAAAGUAA